This is a messenger RNA of Hevea brasiliensis (rubber tree), 1241 nucleotides long. Its product is annotated as caffeic acid 3-O-methyltransferase. Gene Ontology annotation, biological process: methylation. Gene Ontology annotation, molecular function: O-methyltransferase activity; protein dimerization activity; S-adenosylmethionine-dependent methyltransferase activity. The coding region runs from base 1 to 1164 and encodes 387 amino acids. The transcript has 5 exons. Lineage: Eukaryota; Viridiplantae; Streptophyta; Magnoliopsida; Malpighiales; Euphorbiaceae. The record is from RefSeq and is a predicted model, not a curated record.
AUGGUUAUGGUGGGUGCAUCUAAGCAACUGGCUUUACAUAUAAAAGGACAAGGGCACCGGAAGUCCAUAAGCAGAGCCAUAUUCUCAGCAGGUUUGAGCUACAGAGAAAUGGAUCAACAAGAGGAAGCAUGUCUAGAUGCCUUGAUAUUUUCUGGCUCUCAUGUAUUUCCUCUGGUUCUUCACACAGCUAUCGAGCUAAAUCUUUUUGAUAUCAUAGCAAAAGCAGGCCCUGGAGCUUAUGUUUCUGCUUCUGAAAUUGCCUCUCAGCUUCCCACAACAAAUCCUGAUGCCCCUUCUAUGCUUGAUCGUAUCCUGCGUCUCUUCGCCGCUCACUCUCUCCUCUCCUACACCUCACGAACUCUCGAAGAUGGCAGGAUUGAAAAACUUUAUGGCCUAACACCUGCCUGUAAAUUCUUUAUUGGGGCUGUAGAAGAAGGCAAUAUCGCUCCCAUAUCUGCUCUUGCCUACCACAGAGCCACUUUGGAGGUUUGGUUACAUAUGAAGGACCUAAUUCUUGAAGGUGGAAAUCUGUUCAAGAAAGUUCAUGGGAUGUCUAUAUUCGAGUACAUGAACAAAGAUCCAGAAUUCAACACCAUCUUCAACCAUGCAAUGGCUGGUCUCUCUACAGUCAUUAUGAAUGGAAUUCUAGCAAUUUACAAAGGAUUCGAGGGACUCACUUCACUUGUUGAUGUUGGUGGUGGCACUGGCAGGACUCUCAAUAUGAUCAUUUCCAAGUACCCUUCCAUCAAAGGCAUCAACUAUGAUCUCCCUCAUGUGAUCCAAACUGCACCACCUUAUCCUGGAAUCCAGCAUGUGGGAGGAAAUAUGCUCACAAGCAUUCCACAAGCAGAAGCAAUUAUGAUAAAGGAUAUAUGCCACAACUGGAGUGAUGAAAAUGUGGUGAAAGUAUUGAAGAACAUUUAUGAGGUGCUGCCAAAUAAUGGGAAACUUAUAGUGAUGAAUGUAUUAUUACCAGAAGAACCAGAGACAAGCAAGGCUUCUCAAUAUGUUUCAAGACUUGACAAUAUCAUGUUAACCCAACCUUCAGGCAAAGAGAGGACUGCAAGAGAAUUUGAAGUCUUGACUAGAGCAGCUGGGUUCACAAACUUCAAAGUUGCUUGUGUUGCUCAUGAUAUUUGGUCUGUCAUAGAAUCCUACAAGUAAUUUAUUUAAUUGUAAUAGCUACUACGAUCGAUGUUAUAUGAUACAAAUAAUAAAAUUGAUCAAAAGUCGUGGUCUUA